AUGGCGGACCUUAUCAAUAGACAAAGAGGGGACAUUCUUAUUAAUGACAAAUAUAGACUUAUGCGGAAGAUUGGUUCAGGAUCAUUUGGAGAUAUAUACCUGGGUGUCAACCAACUCACGGGCGAGGAAGUUGCCGUCAAGAUGGAAAAUAUUUAUGCUAAACAUCCACAACUUCAAUUUGAACAUAAAGUAUAUCGACUACUUGCAGGUGCAGUUGGUAUACCUCAGGCAAGAUGGUAUGGUACUUGUCGAAAUUAUUGGGUGUUAGUAAUGGACUUACUUGGUCCAAGUUUAGAGGAUUUAUUCACAUUUUGUUGUCGACGUUUCACAUUGAAAACUGUGUUAAUGCUUGCUGAUCAAAUGCUUGCUCGAAUUGAACAUGUUCAUAAUAAGAAUUUAAUUCAUCGAGAUAUUAAACCAGAUAAUUUCCUUAUGGGGAUUGGACGUCAUUGUAAUAAAGUGUAUAUGAUUGAUUUUGGUUUGGCAAAACGUUAUAGAGAUGUACGAACAGGACGUCAUAUCACUUAUCGAGAGGAUAAAAAUCUCACUGGAACAGCUAGAUAUGCUAGUAUUAAUGCACAUUUGGGUAUAGAACAGUCUCGUAGAGAUGAUUUGGAAUCUUUGGGCUAUGUUCUAAUGUAUUUCAAUCGUGGAACCCUACCUUGGCAGGGUUUACGGGCGACUACAAAACGCCAAAAAUAUGAAAGAAUAAGCGAGAAAAAGAUGUCAACACCUGUUGAAGCAUUGUGUAAAGGUUAUCCAGCUGAAUUUCAGAUGUACCUUAACUACUGCCGAGGAUUACGAUUUGAUGAAGCCCCAGACUAUAUGUAUCUUCGUCAACUUUUCCGUAUUCUAUUUAGAACAAUGAGUCAUCAGUUUGAUUAUGUCUUCGAUUGGACAAUCCUUAAGCAAAGAGGUCCUACUGCGACAUCAUCUAAUAUAAAUACGGUAAACGACGAUGCGACUAAUGCAGCAAAUCGCCUACAAACACUUCCAGAUACUGCAGGUGUUAGUGCUCCAGCUGAGAGUGAUGCCAAUGUUGAUAAUUCUGUUAACGCUACUGCUGGAGGAGUUCAGAUUGCUCGACGCAGACUUGGUUAA
Molecule: messenger RNA, 1101 nt
Organism: Heterobilharzia americana
Lineage: Eukaryota; Metazoa; Platyhelminthes; Trematoda; Strigeidida; Schistosomatidae
Source: the annotation of a GenBank genome assembly